CGACAGAUCAACCAAUGAACACCGGCGACAACCUGGUGGCUAUUUUAAAUUGCGAACUGACGGACAAAUGGAUAACUAAAUAAUGAUUUACAGAAGUCAUGGGUUCUAAAAAUAUUCGAGUUGUGGUUCGUGUUCGGCCAGAAAAUGCUGUCGAAUCAUCAGGAAACAGCAGGACAGUUGUACAACCUAUGGAUGAGCGAGUUCUUGUGUUUGACCCAAAAGAAGAGACGCCAGAACACUUUUUCCACGGCAAAAUUGUGCGCAGACGGGACAUUACAAAGAGACCAAAUCGUGAUCUGAAGUUUGCUUUUGAUUAUGUGUUUGCAUCACACAAUACAAACAAGGAUGUGUUUGAACAAACAACACGUAGUGUCCUUGAAGGGGUAUUGGAUGGCUACAACUCAGCAGUGUUUGCGUAUGGAGCAACUGGAGCAGGAAAAACUCACACUAUGCUGGGCAAACCUACAGAUCCAGGUGUAACCUUUCUCACUGUCAUGGAACUUUAUCACAGAAUCAAUACCUUGAAGAGUGAGAAAACUAUAGAGGUUGCUGUGUCGUAUCUAGAGGUAUACAAUGAACAAAUUCGAGAUCUGCUAUUACCAAAGGGGACGUUACCAAUUCGUGAAGACGGACAGCAUGGUGUAGUGGUGCAGGGACUGUCUUUACAUAAGCCAAGAAAUGCUGAAGAGCUAAUGCACAUGUUAGAUGUUGGUAACCAGAAUAGGACGCAACAUCCAACGGACGCUAACUCAGAGUCUUCUCGAUCACAUGCUGUCUUCCAGGUGUUUGUGCGUCAGAAAGACAGGACAGCCAAUAUCACAGCACAAGUGAAGAUGGCAAAGUUGUCUCUGAUAGAUUUGGCUGGAUCAGAGAGGGCCACUAUGACCAAAAAUAUGGGCAUGCGGUUCAGAGAAGGAGCAAACAUAAACCGCUCUCUUUUAGCUUUAGGCAAUGUCAUCAAUGCCUUAGCUGAUGAUAAGGUAAAAACUCAUCACAUCCCUUACCGGAACAGUAAACUGACACGUCUGCUGAAGGAUUCCCUGGGAGGAAACUGUCAGACUGUUAUGAUAGCUGCUGUCAGUCCCUCGUCUUUGUCUUAUGAAGAUACCUACAAUACUCUUAAGUAUGCUGACCGAGCUAAGCAUAUAAAGGCUGAGCUGACAAAGAAUGUGCUCCAAGUGGACCUUCACGUGAGCAGAUAUGCCCAAAUUGUGAAGGAGCUAAGGAAAGAGAUAUCAGAGCUGAAGGAGAAAUUAAGUGCAGCUGGUACUAGCAGCGGUGUGUCUCCCUUGGUCCCUGUUUCCUGUCCGAAAACCAACAGCUUUCAAGACAAGUUAUGUCAGAUUUUCACAACAAGAGUCAACAUUAGGAAAGAGUUAUUAGAGUAUGAGAGUUCAUCAAGAGAAAUCCACUGGAAAGUCCUCUGCAAGAAUCGCAAGUUGUCAAGGCUUUCAGUGAUAGAUUCCAUUGACGGUACACAUCUACCUAUUGUUGAGAAAAUUAAGAAAUCUGUGCAGUCUAGCCAGAGAAGGAUGGUUACCCUGAACCACAGAAGAGAGUCAGUGAUGUCCAGGAUGACACAUAAUGUGGACGAGUUAAAGCAGUUGGAGAAGGAGAUGAAGUGUUCGGAGUCAGGCUCUGUGCCACAGGUCUUGGCUCAGAAGCUGAAGAUGCAUCACCUUGAGGUGGAGGUGACAGAUUAUCGGCGCUGUAACAAAUAUCUGGAGAGUAUGAUCAGGAGUCAGGAGAAGGAGGCUAGGUUGAAUGACAGAUUAAUUGGAGGUCUACUACAGAUGGUUAGGAAACAAUACUUUGUUCUCAAAGGUCAUGGGCUGUUGACCUCAGAUGUGUCUGAGGAUUUCAUUGGCCUCAAGCAGUUGAUCGAUGGUGCUCAAGAGGUCAGGUGGGCUGACCAGAACUCCUCCCCACAGAAGAGAAGUCCCCUGCUCAGUUUUCCUGUUCUGUCAACAUCAACACACCAGUCCCCAGUUACGCCAAGUUCAAAGUCAGGAAAGGGACUAAACACUUCUUACAGCCCCUCUCCGCACUGUGUAAAAGCUUCAUCUAAGGAAGCAUCAGUCACCUCCCCAUCCAUUGGUGAUUCUGCUAGGUCACAGCAUCUCACAAUAGCCAGGCUGUCUGGUGAUCUAGGGAAACAACCUGAGGUCUCUCCACCGGUGGUCACCCAGUUUGCUGGCAGAACACCCUCAGCUAAGCACUUUGUCACAGUACAUGGGGCGAGAUCGGAGUCUCCAGCAGAGGACGAAGGGCUGGAAGAAAAGCAGCAGGAUUUGAACUUAACCUAUGUCUGUGACAAUCCCUCUGCAAACACACCUGUACGCAGAGCAGAGAUUGAGACUGUAAGUGUAGCUGACAAGGGAAGAGUUGACAUCGUGGUGAAUCCAGAGCUGCAGCAUGUCAUUAACCCUGCCACCCAAACAAAGGUCAGAGUUAACACUGCUACUGUUACAAAAGCCAAACCAAGUGUUGAUGGCGAGAACUCGGGCUGUGUUCAAGCAAAGCGGGCUAUGAGCUUUGACACCACACCCCCAACCCCUAGAGUAAACCAGACAUUUGCUGAUGCUGUCAAAUCUCCAGGCAGGCCUCCACUGCGGGCUAUCACAGACAACUGUAUGUCACCAUUGGCAAUCCCACUGGACACACCUAAAUAUGAUAAACAAAAAAGAAUUGCUUCCUCAGACAGUGAAAACAUAACCAAGCCUGGAAGUGCAAAGACAAAGACCAGUGCAUUGAGACGAGUUGGUCUUCCAUCUUUAUUCAGCCAGACCCCAGACCCCAAGUACCAAGCACGACGAGUUAACCCUCGCUACAUGCAGAUGACAAAGGCUAUGGCAAACAAGAGGAGCGGCAGAACAAAGACACUGACUGACUUUGAUGAAAACAGGCUAACAGCAAGACGAGAGAAGAUAGAUUUGCCUCAACAUAAUUUUUUACGAUUCCGGAGCAAGUCAGUGAAUUGCCUGAAGAGUUGAUGUUCCGGGUGUGGUGCUCUCAGAUGGAUGGCAUAUGUACAGUGAAUUGCUAUUAAUUGACUGAUUAUCUGUGAUGAUAGAUGAAAUA
This is a messenger RNA of Liolophura sinensis, 3081 nucleotides long. RefSeq names its product kinesin-like protein KIF18A. Lineage: Eukaryota; Metazoa; Mollusca; Polyplacophora; Chitonida; Chitonidae. The transcript has 19 exons. Bases 99 to 2993 code for a protein of 964 amino acids. The record is from RefSeq and is a predicted model, not a curated record. Gene Ontology annotation, molecular function: microtubule motor activity; ATP binding; microtubule binding. Gene Ontology annotation, biological process: microtubule-based movement.